Molecule: messenger RNA, 11490 nt
Organism: Chrysemys picta bellii (western painted turtle)
Lineage: Eukaryota; Metazoa; Chordata; Testudines; Emydidae
Source: RefSeq, a predicted model, not a curated record
CUGGAUGUAUCCAAUAUAAUGUCUGGUCCUGUAAUCAUUAUUUAGGCAAAGGAUAAACAUCAUUUUGAAGUUGAGAAUUUUGCUGUGUAAGAAGGAGGAGACUGAGCCAGAGCUCAUUGAAGUCUAUAAGAGUCUGUCAUUGAGUUCAUUAGGCUAGAAGAGCCAGUCCCAUAGUGAAGGAGUGUAAAUCUAGAAUAGUAUUGAACUUCAGUUAUAUCAAUAUAAAGUGUUAACAUGCAUGUUCAUUAUCUUAAUUUCCUCCUCAUUUUAUCUUAAAAUAUUCCAACAUAAUUUUGGUUUGAAGCUGUUAAGAUUCAGACACAUAAUAGACACUGGGAUUCCAUAUGGACAAAACAAAUCUUCUCCUGCUGCUGCUGUUAGAAUAUAUAUUUCAGGUUUCAAAGAGUCUAGAUUGUGACCAAGUGAAAAAAUCCACUAGAGCAGUUUCGGUGGCGUGGUCUGAGUUCCCCAAAGGAGAAAAACCAGAUUUUUAUGUUGUAACAUAUAAGCUUACAGAUGACUUCCAUGAAAAAGUAAACUAUAUUGUAGAAAACAUUUCUUCAGUUGUGCUAAAUCCUCUGAAUUCCAUAAUUCUGCUAGAAGAAGGAAAGAAAUAUGAUGUCACAAUAGAGUCAAUAAAGAAUGGGUCAAUUUUAAGUGUAAAGUCAUUUAAGACAUGUGGAAUUUCAGGCAACAACAUCAAAGCACUUGUGACAAGUACUACAGUAUCUUUUAACUGGAGUAUAUUAGCCAGUGAAUUUUCAGUUUCAGUUGCACUGAAUAACACUUUGCGGAUUAUACAACAAAACGAUGUCUUCUCUGAGUGGGAUAAUUUGAUACCUGCAACCUUGUAUACUUUUACGUUUGAAUUUAAACAGCUGCACCUUGAAUUUAUAAAUGUGUUUCAAGCAAUGGAUAUUCAAGUUGAAACAGGUCUGUGUUCACAAGGAUGGCUGGCAUUCAAAGGCAGCUGCUAUAAAAUGAGCAAAUCAAGCAAGCCAUGGAGUAUGGCACAACAAAUCUGUGAAUUGUCUUCAAUAGGGGCACACCUUGUUGACAUACAGAAUGAAGAAGAACAUAUAUUUAUAUCUUCUUACCUCCAGACAGUCAAUCAAAUAAUCAUGUUAUGGACAGGUCUUAAUGACAUGAAGGAAGAAGGUCACUUUUUGUGGACAGAUGGAUCUCCUUAUCUUGGAAAAGAUGAGAUCUCGUCCUUGUCCUUGAUACUAGAGAAUGAAACUGACUGCUGUGCUUUUCAGCAAAAUCCAACUGGUCCAAACUAUUUCUUCACAGGAUUUUUCUGCUAUAUAUCUUUGCCAUAUAUUUGCGAAUAUGAAUUACCUUCUGUACCAGAAAACUUUGUGUUUAACGUGCAAGACAUCAAAACAACCGAAGCUGUGUUUGUUUGGAGUGAGUUGAAUGACUGGCUUAAAUCAGGAUUUGAACUUAUAAUUAAAUACUAUUUUGAUGAUUCAGAACAACAUUUUGAGCGCUUGCCUCUAAAUACAACACGCACAACAAUUGUGCAAUUGUCUCCUGGUCGCCUCUAUAGGGUUUUACUAUCAGCAAGGAGCCCCAGAGGGGCACAGACUAACUUAAGUCCAGUUCUGAUGGUAGAGACAAGGCCAUUACAUUCUCACAGUUUAGAGGCUACACAUGUAUCAUCAACAGAAAUCUAUUUACAGUGGGACCCUCCAGAGAACUCCUCCAAUGCAUCUUUUCAUCACUAUCUUGUCACUAUUUUGGACACUGAAGUGAACACAUCGGAGAAAUUACCAGUUCAGAAAAGCACCACUUCAAUGGUAAUUAGAAACAUCAAGCCGUAUCAUCAGUACAAGAUAUAUUUACAGAGUGUAGCAGAAAAGGGAUCUCUAAGCUGCAGUGAGAAGCCUAUAUUAAUUACAACAGCUGUCAGUCCACCUAGCAAUGUUGUUAUUCAUCCCGAGGAUGUGCAAGAAGAGAGUGUAAUUCUUCACUGGAAGGUACCACAAGAGGGCCUUGGAUCCUACAUUCAAGUGAAACCUACUACAGAUGUGGAUGAAACUGUAAAGUUUUUAUUAAACUCCACAGAUAGAUUUAAGAUUAAUCAUCUAGUUCCUGGCAUGACUUAUGAAAUAUCAGUGGCAACUGUGAAUAAUGGAAAUAUGAGUGAACUGAAGACCAUUCAAUGCACCCUAAAGCCCAAACCAGUUCAGAUUAUUGUCCCUUAUGACAUUUCUAGUAAUUCUGUGGUUUUAUUUCUUCAAAUACCUGAUGUUGGAAUAUUUGAUGGUAUAUAUGUUACAAGCAAAGGAGGACCUAAUGCUACGCUGGCUUUAAAGAAUGAUAAUAAAGUAACAAUUGAAAACUUGAUCCCAGGCACAGAAUAUGAUUUUUAUGUUUCUACAGUAAGUAGAAACACGUUAAGCUCCGUAUAUCACGUACCUGGUGUAAAAACAUGUCUGGCAGCUCCACUAAAUGUACAUGAAGGUAAAGUUACAGAUACUUCAAUACAAAUUGUUUGGGAUCGUGCUGAUGGAAAUUUUCAGCAGUAUGAAGUCACAUGUACAAAUUGUGCAGGCACUAUCAUGGUCCAAAAAGUCAUGCAAGAAAUGGCAUUGUUUUCCAAUCUUAUUCCUGGAAUGCUGUACAACUUUACAAUUCGAACAGAAAAAGAAGGUUUCAAAGACAGCCUUCUUGUAAUAAAAGAAAUAGAGACAGUACCAAGCCUGGUUAAAUAUAUGAAUCACAGUAAAGACUCAGAAUCAAUAACUGUUACCUGGCCAUCAGCACAAAAUAUAUUUGAUGGAUACAUUAUUUCAAUUAUCAGCAAAAGCUUCCGCAAAGAGGAAAUAUUAUCUUCCAGUGUAAGAAUGUUCAGAUUUGAAAGUCUUUCCCCAGGGACUGACUUCUUAAUUAGUAUUGUGACUACCAAUGGAUUAAAGAAAAGCCAUCCUACCACCAUCAAGAUUAGUACUUAUCCUGAUCCACCCUUAGAUUUACAGGUUUUUGGACAAGAAGAGAACACCGUAUAUUUGUCUUGGAAACUGCCAAGAGGAGGCUUUGAAAUGUUUCAGCUUUCCUAUUGUUUGAUAACAAACAGUGAAACACUACGUACAACAACUGUGUAUGGCAGCAGAGCUGUAGUGAAAAAUCUGACCCCUGGAAUGGACUACUUGUUUCAAUUAAAGACAAUUAAAGGCUUGGAUUCCAGCAUGGCUGUGGAGAAAAAAGUCACCACAAAACCAGCUGGGAUAUGUGGUCUAAUGUUAAAAAAGGCAAAUACUGGCUCUGCCACACUCAUGUGGAAUCCAACCAGGACCAACUUCACCCAUUAUACAGUAUCUAUAUCAAACAGUACAUUCAGGAAAGAAUAUAGUAUUUUGGGAGUGCUGAAUGACUACACAGUUACAGGACUGACUGCUGGCGGCAUUUAUAAUUUCACAUUGCAAAGAGUCAGAGGUUAUGUUGAAGGAGCUAUCGCGUUCAUUGAAAUUGUUACAGAACCUGCAAAGCCAGAGGGUCUUAAAGCCUUCAAUGUUUCAUCACAUUCCUUCUCGCUGAAUUGGAGACUACCUUAUGGACGUGUGGAAAGGUUUCAUGUGGAUCUUAUUCCUGGUCAUGGCUUUAUUACUAUCCUAGAUCUUGGAGGUGGGGAGUAUCGGGCUGAUUUUUCUAGCGUUACUCCUGGAACAACAUAUAAUGUGACAGUUUCUUCAGUUUCUUCUUCAGCAUACAGUUCACCAGUCAGUAGAACAGUGACAACUAACGUAACCUAUCCAGGACCCCCGGUGUUCCUUGCCGGUGAAAAAGUAGGAUCUGCAGGAAUUCUGCUCUCUUGGAAUGUACCACCACAUCCAAAUGGGAGGAUUAUAUCCUAUAUUGUUAAAUAUAAGGAGGUCUGCCCAUGGAUGCAAACAACUUAUACCCAAGUAACAACAAAACCAGAUAGUUUGGAAGUUCUUCUCACCAAUCUUAACCCUGGAACAACUUAUGAAAUUAAGGUUGCUGCUGAGAACAGUGCUGGCAUUGGAGUAUUUAGUGAUCCUUUUCUCUUUCAAACUGCAGAAAGUGCUCCAGGUAAAGUGGUGAAUCUCACAGUUGAGGCGUUAAAUUAUUCAGCUGUAAAUCUGAUCUGGUUUCUGCCUCAGCAACCAAAUGGAAAGAUAACCAGUUUCAAGAUUAGUGUGAAACAUGCAAGAAGUGGAAUUGUAGUGAAAGAUGUUUCUGUUAAAGUGGAGGACAUUCUAUCCGGGAGGCUACCAGAAUGUAAUGAAAACAGUGAAUCAUUUUUGUGGAGUACUACCACCCCUUCAACUACUUUUGGCAAAUCUACAUUUCCUUCACGGGCUAUGUUUACACCAAGUACAGUAGCACCUAGUCAAAUGAGCUCUGUCUGGAAUGAACCUAUUAGUUUUGUUGUGACUCAUCUUAGACCAUACACCACUUAUCUUUUUGAAGUCUCUGCCGUUACCACUGAAGCAGGUUAUAUUGACAGCACAAUUGUCAGGACACCAGAAGCAGUUCCAGAAGAUCCACCCCAGAAUUUUGCCAAAGGCAACAUUACCGGAAAGUCCUUCUCAGUGUCUUGGGACCCACCAAACAUAAUAACAGGAAAGUUUAGUUACAGAGUUGAGUUAUAUGGACCGUCUGGUUAUAUUCUAGAUAACAGCACAAAAGAUCUCAAGUUCACAUUUAGUAAUCUAACACCAUUUGCAACCUAUGAUGUGUAUGUUGCUGCUGAGACAAGUGCCGGGAUGGGGCCUAAAUCUAAUUUAACAGUUUUCACUCCUCCAGAAGUUCCAAGUGCUGUAUCUGAUUUACAACUAGCAGAAGUAGAAGCCACUCUCAUAAGAAUUGCUUGGAGGAAACCAGAACAACCAAAUGGAAUCAUUACUCAAUAUAGGGUUAAAGUGUUAGCUCAGGACACAGGAGUGACUGUGGAAAACACAAUUCUCACAGGGAAAGUUAAGCAUUCGAUGGAUUCUGUGGGUCCAGACAUGUUAAAUGAAAAUAUCCAAUCUACUUUCACUUGGGAUUCAGUAGAAACAGCCACUGGACUGUAUGAAGGCUCAGCUGAGAUGUUUCCCAUGAUACAAACAGUUUCUUCAGUAACAUUUACUAGUCUAUCUAGUGAUAACUUGCCCACCAUAAAUGGAGCAGCAGAACUACAUUCAGUUUCUGAUAACCAGUAUGUCAUCAUUUCAUCUGAACAGUUGUCAUAUACAGUAAAAGGACUUAUACCUUUCACAGAAUAUACAAUCAGUGUAUCUGCUUUUACCAUUAUUGGAGAAGGGCCUCCAGCUGUUCUCACCGUUAGCACACGUGAACAAGUUCCAAGCUCAGUGCAAAAUAUUUAUUAUAAAAAUAUUAGCUCAUCAUCUGUUUUGCUGUAUUGGGAUCCUCCAGCAAAUCCUAAUGGAAAAAUCACUCAUUAUACAAUUUACGCAAUGGAACUGGACACAAAGAGAGCAUUUCACAUGACAACUGCGAACAAUAGCUUCCUUAUAACAGGUCUGAAAAAGUAUACAAAUUAUAAAAUGAGAGUAGCAGCUUCCACCACAGUGGGAGAAAGUGCUCUGUCUGAAGAGAACGAUAUUUUUGUGAGAACACCUGAAGAUGAACCAGGCUCUCCACCCCAGAAUGUAGAGGUAUUAAAUGUAACUGCAACAGGAAUAUACUUGAGAUGGUCACCACCAGAGCAACCUAAUGGGAUCAUAACUCAUUAUGAAGUUCUGUACAAUUAUGCCAAUGACUUAUUUAUUAAAAAUACCUCAGCUACAAGUAUAUUUUUAAAUGGCAUGAAACCAUACACUCUCUACAACAUUUCCAUAAGGGCUUUCACUAGACUUGGCCACGGGAAUCACUCAUCAUUUCCACUGUCUGUCAGAACUUCUGAAACUGUUCCUGAUAGUGCACCAGAAAACAUAACCUACAGGAACAUCUCAUCUACAGAAGUAGAGUUAUCAUUUUUUCCACCAUCUGUUCCCAAUGGGAUUAUACAGAAGUACACUGUAUAUCUCAGGAGGAUUAAUGGAACUGAGCUAAGAAUCAUAAACACUACUCUUCUGACGAUAAGUAUUACAGGUUUAAAGAAAUAUACCAAAUAUACAGUUGAGGUGUCUGCAAGCACUAGCCAGGGUGAAGGGGUUCGUAGUGCACCUCUAAACAUAUUGACUAAUGAAGAUGCUCCUAGUUCACCUCCACAAUCCCUCUCAGUAAAACAGUUGUCGGGUGUCACUGUGAAGUUGUCAUGGAAACAACCACUGGAGCCAAAUGGAAUUAUCCUCUAUUACACAGUUCAUGUCUGGAAUACAAUGUUAAAAAGAAGUGUUAAUGUAACAGAAACAUCACUGAUGUUCACAGACCUAGAAAAUAACAAUGAAUACAAAGUUUAUAUAACAACAAGUACCAGAUUUGGGGAUGGAAACAUAAAAAGUAGCAUUAUAAGCUUCAGAACUUCUGAAGGAGCACCAAGUGAUCCACCAAAAGAUGUCAUGUACAGAAACCUCACUGCAUCAUCAAUAAUGGUUUUCUGGUCCCCUCCUCAAAGGCCUAAUGGGAUUAUACAAUAUUAUUCAGUUUAUUACAAAAAUAAUUCAGGAAUUUUUAUAAAGAAUUUCACCAGCCAAGACAUUGACAGUGGUGUUGACAAUAAAUCUCUGUCUGCAGUAUUAGACAAUUUGGCAAAAUGCAGCUACUAUACUGUGUGGUUAACUGCAGACACUGCCUUUGGAAAUGGAAACAAGACCAGUGAGAUAAUACACGUAUAUACAGAUCAAGAUAUUCCAGAUGGCCCUGUUGAAAGUCUGACAUAUCAAAAUGUUUCUUCAACUGCUAUAAAUGUAAGCUGGCUUCCACCAUCCCAGCCAAAUGGUAUAGUCUUCUUCCUCGUUUCACUAAGUUUAUGGGAUACACAAACAGACAGUGAGAUAUUGUCUCUCAUUACUUACAAUACAAGCAUGUUUUUGGAUAAGCUGGAGAAGUACACCGAUUAUAUUCUGAAAAUAAUUCCAGCAACAGUGAAGGGAUCUUCUAAAAUGCACACUGUGAAACUACACAUCAAAACCGAAGAAGAUGUCCCUGAAUCUUCACCUGUAAUCAGAACGUAUAAGAAUCUUUCAUCUACCUCAGUUAUGUUGUCCUGGGAGCCUCCUCUCCAACCAAAUGGUAUCAUAAUGAGUUAUGAUUUAAAGUUAUAUGGACCAGACAGGAAUGAUUCUUGGUCUACCUCCAAUAAUUCUAUCGUCCUAGAAGAUCUUUUACCAUUUACACUGUAUAGUAUUUUUGCUGCUGCAAGAACUAUCAGAGGACUUGGUCCCUAUGCUACGCUUAACUUUUACACGGAUGAGUCAGUGCCAUUAGCACCUCCUCAGGAUUUGGCUAUUUUCAACUAUACUGCCUACUCUGUGUGGCUAAAAUGGAGGCCAAGUCCUCAGCCAAAUGGUGCUAUUAAGAACUAUAGUUUUAAGAUUCAUGAAAACAAAAGUCAUACCAUAGUUUAUCAGUCCCAUGAAGAGAUGGCUGUGAGUGCUCCAGGAACAGCUGUUACCAGGGAUAGCCUAUACUCUUGCCUCUCCUUCCCUGCAUGUUUGUACGUCACCCAAAAUAGUCUCUUGUCUCAGAACGUUUCAGGUUCACAGAGUGACGCAAACCUUGUUGGAUUAGAGCCAUUCAGCACCUAUUUUAUCAGUGUCUCUGCUUUUACAAGAGUUGGAAAUGGCAAUCAGUUCAGUAACAUUGUCCAAUUCACAACAAAAGAAUCAGCUCCAGAUGUUGUCCAGAAUGUUCAGUGUACUGCAACAAGUUGGCAGUCGAUUCUAGUACACUGGGACCCACCUUCUAAGUCAAAUGGAGUGAUUACACAUUACAUCAUAAUAUUUGAAAGGAAUUCUACAAACAUUUCUGCUUAUGAUAAGGUGCAUACUUUCAGAGAUCUGCUAUCAAAUAUUUCUUACCAAUUUAAAAUAAAAGCUGCAACAUCUGCUGGUGAAGGAAAAGAACAGAUAUGCAAUGCCAGCACAUUUCCAGAAAAAGUCCCCAGUGCUCCCAGGGCUGUUGCUUUUUCCAACGUUCAAUCAACAAGUGUGACUUUGAUAUGGAGAACCCCAGAUACUAUCCUUGGCUACUUUCAAAACUACAAGAUUACUACACAGCUACGGUCCAUCCACUGCAGUGACUGGGAAAACAAUGAAUGUAUUGAAUAUGAGAAGGAUCAAUAUUCGUAUGAAACUGGUGUUGAUGACUAUAUAGAGGAGAUAGUACAUGAACUAAAAAAAUUCAGAUGGUAUAGGUUUAAAGUUGCCGCUAGUACAAAUGCCGGCUAUGGCAACACUUCACCUUGGAUUUCUACACAAACUUUGCCUGGCUCUCCAGAUGGUCCUCCAGAAAAUGUAACUGUAGUAGUUACAUCUCCUCACAGUAUUAACAUCAGUUGGAGUGAACCUGACAUUAUUACUGGACCAACAUUCUACCUCAUAGACAUUACCUCAGUAGAUAGUGAUUAUUAUAAAGCUUCAUUCCUCAAGACAACUUACGAGGGUAAAACCCUGGAAAUUUCAGAUUUAAAAUCAUUCACAAGAUAUUCUGUAGUAGUCACUGCUUUUACAGGAGAUGUAAAUGCUGCACAUAUUGAAGGCAAGUCUAGUACUUCAGUAAUUGUCUCCACAUUUGAGGCAGUGCCUAAAGACCCACCUAACAACGUAACAUUUCAGAAGAUACCAGAUGAAGUAACAAAAUUCCAAGUGACGUUUGUGCCAUCAUCUGAACCCAAUGGAAAUAUUCAAGUAUAUCAAGCCAUGAUUUACAAAGAAGAUGACCCUGCUGUUGUCCAGAUUCAUAAUCUAAGUGUCAUUGACAAAACAAAUAAAUCGGUCACUGCAGUGAUAGAGGGGCUAAAAGGAGGACAUACAUAUAAUGUCAUUGUGUAUGCAAUAAAUGGUGCUGGUGCAGGGCCAAAAAUCCAACUAAAAAUAACUAUGGAUAUUAAAGAACCACCAAGACCUAAUAAGAAACCAACACCAGUUUUUGAUACUAGCGGGACACUACUUGUUACUGCUACAACAAUUACUAUCAGAAUGCCAGUAUGCUACUAUAAUGAUGAUCAUGGACCUAUCAAGAAGAUACAAGUUCUUGUUGCAGAAGCAGGAGUUCAGCAUGAUGGAAAUGUUACUAAGUGGUAUGAUGCCUACUUCAAAAAACCCAGGCCAUAUUUUACAAAUGAAGGCUUUCCAAACCCACCCUGUACAGAAGGAAAGGAAGGACUGAGUGGCAAAGAAGAUAUGUAUGUUAUAGGUGCUGAUACUACAUGCAUGAUACCUGGGAGUGAAGAUAAAAUCUGCAACGGCCCCCUAAAGCCAAGAAAGCAGUACUUAUUUAAGUUCAGAGCAACAAAUGUUAAAGGCCAGUUUACAGAUUCAGACUAUUCUGACCCUGUCAAAACUUUAGGUGAGGGACUGUCAGAAAGAGCUGUAGAAAUAAUACUUGCAGUUACUUUGUGUAUACUUUCCAUAAUUCUUCUUGUGGUGGCUAUCUAUGCUUUUGCAAGAAUCCGACAAAAGCAAAAAGAGGGAGGCACCUACUCCCCGCGGGAUGCAGAAAUUAUUGACACUAAAUUCAAGCUGGAUCAGUUGAUCACAGUGGCAGACCUGGAACUGAAGGAUGAGAGAUUUACUCGAUACUCCUCAUUUUUCUUUAGACGCAAGGAGAUAUUUGUCAUCCAGUUACUUAGUUAUAGAAAAUCCAUCAAGCCAAUAAGCAAGAAAUCCUUCCUACAACAUGUUGAAGAACUUUGCACAGACAACAACCUAAAGUUUCAAGAAGAAUUUUCGGAACUUCCAAAGUUUCUUCAAGACCUUGCUUCAACUGAUGCUGAUCUGCCUUGGAACAGGUCUAAGAAUCGCUUUCCAAACAUAAAGCCAUAUAAUAACAACAGAGUAAAGCUGAUAGCUGAUGCUGGUAUUCCAGGAUCGGAUUACAUCAAUGCCAGCUAUGUGUCUGGCUACUUGUGUCCAAAUGAGUUUAUUGCUACUCAGGGACCAUUACCAGGAACAGUGGGUGAUUUCUGGAGAAUGGUGUGGGAGACUAGAGCAAAAACGCUUGUGAUGCUUACGCAAUGUUUUGAAAAAGGACGGGUAAGAUGUCACCAAUACUGGCCAGAAGACAACAAACCAGUGACUGUGUUUGGAGAUAUAGUGAUUACCAAAUUAGUGGAAGAUAUUCACAUAGACUGGACUAUCAGGGAUCUAAAAAUUGAAAGGCAUGGGGAUUGUAUGAUGGUACGUCAGUGUAACUUUACUGCCUGGCCUGAACAUGGAGUCCCUGAAACUACAGCACCAUUAAUCCAUUUUGUCAAGCUGAUCCGUGCAAGUCGAGCACAUGAUAACACACCUAUGGUUGUUCACUGCAGUGCUGGAGUUGGAAGAACAGGGGUUUAUAUUGCACUUGAUCACUUAACACAACAUAUAAAUGAUCAUGAUUUUGUGGACAUGUAUGGACUUGUAGCUGAGCUGAGAAGUGAGAGAAUGUGUAUGGUACAGAACCUGGCACAAUAUAUUUUUUUGCAUCAGUGUGUUUUGGACCUAUUGACAAGCAAGGGAAGCAGUCAAUCCAUAUGUUUUGUAAAUUAUUCAGCACUGCAAAAGAUGGACUCUUUGGAUGCCAUGGAAGGUGAUGUGGAACUUGAAUGGGAAGAAACUACCAUGUAAAUAUUUAAAGCAAAGAUUAUUAGGUCUUGAAAACCAAAUGGUAUUUUUCUAAAUGCAGGGGCCAAAACAAAUCCCCUUAUAAUGAAUUAAAAACAAUAAUUUUUUUAAAAAAUGUUGAAAUGGUUCCUUUUCUAUCAAUGUGCCUUCAUAAAUGUAAUAAAUUAUUUUAUGCAAAUCACUAGGCAAUAAAGAUCAGCAAUACUUUUGCCCAGAUUGCAGUUCUGUUGUUAUGUAAAUAACUCAGUAUGUAUUUAAAUUGAAAGUGUGCUCUCAACAAAUGCCCCUUUUCCCCAGUUAUCUUGUAAAAGAUUAAAAAUUAGCCAAAUGUGAAGGAAAAUGUUCAUAUUCCUAACGUGCAUAAUUCAGUGUGAAUUUGCUGUAUUCUUUUGUUUGGUUUUGAGUAAAAGCUUGAAUUCUUUGACUCAGUCAUGUUAGUUUGGCCUCCAGGGUGUUGACAAUUCUUGUGGAUUACUUCCAAUACUGUCAUGAUGAUCUUUACCUAAGUGUAUGUUCUUGUGUUUUAAAUCUGCUGUUUUAUGAGUGCUAGGAUAUCAUCCCAUGAUCCUGAACAGCUGAAGAGUCACCCCCUGACACUGCGAGGAUUAUUCAGCUUUUGUACAGCACACAGUAGCUCUUCAGGGAUAGUUGGGGCUAUUUAAGCUAACUUGUGAUCACCCGGUUGUUGUUUUUAAAUGUUGCUAGUGAUUGCACAUGUUUGAUGAUGAAGAAAGGAUCUCACAUUCCUGCUACUUUUGUAAAACUGAAAGGAAAAAAAAGAAUAAAGUUUUAAAUUUAUUACAUAUUA